ACCCCUAAACCCACUCCCACCCCAAUCCCUAAUCCUAUCUCCUUCUCUGGUACCGCGCCGGUGAUUCCAAUCUCUUCCCAAUCGAGAUUGUCUCCCUCUAAGGUUAGGGUUUUCGCUGGAGCAAGUGCAGAUUUUGUUCUUCGAACUCGUCCCGAGCUCUCGCGGACGCCCACCUCCUCCCCGUUCUCUCCGCCGUCACCUCCCGCCAGUCUCCGCCGUCGCUUUCCUCCCUAUCAUCACCGGCGUCGGCCUUCCCCCUCCAAUCUCCCUCGGGUGCUCUCCUUCCCACAGAUCUCCGAAAAAGAGAGACGCCAACCUCCUCCCUGCUCUCCUCGCCGCCACCUCCCACCGGUCUCCGCCGUCGCUUUCCUCCCCAUCGUCUCAUGGCGACCUCGCAGUCACAGGCGGUGAAGUGCCUUAAUACGUCCUUCGGCCGAAGGCGCUUCGUCUUCAAGAGCUUCUCCCAGCGAGUGGAGGAGAUAGAUAUCGAUGUCUUCCGUAGUCUGGAGCCGAUAAAGACCCAGCCCUCCAAUGGGUCCUCUUUCUUCCGCGAGAGCUUAAUGCAGUGGCGAGAGCUGAACACGGCGGAGGAUUUUAUUUCGUUUUAUGAGGAGAUGGUGCCGUUGGUGCAAACGCUGCCGCAGGUUAUACUUCACAAGGAAAAGAUUAUCUCGGAGCUUCUCCGCAGAUUGAAUAUGAAAGCAAGAUUGUCCCUUGAACCAAUACUAAUGUUAGUUGCUGCUCUAUCCAGGGAUAUUCUAGAGGAAUUUCUGCCAUUCUUGCAAAGGUUCACUGGUUCUUUACUUGAUCUUCUCAAAGGUGGUGCUGAUCGUGAUCCUGAAAUCCUAGAGCAGGUCUUUACAUCUUGGUCAUAUAUCUUGAUGCAUUUGCAGAAAUAUCUUGUAAAGGAUGUUGUUCACAUUCUCAAGAUUACUGUCCGUUUAAGAUUUUUUUCGAGGGAUUACAUCCAGGAGUUUAUGGCUGAGUCUGUUUCUUUUGUACUAAGGAAUGCACCCAUUAACCAACUUACAAAAGGUAUUAGAAAGCUUAUUUUUGAGGUUGCCAAAACUUCAUCAUCUGUAAGGAUUACUGGAGUUGCUGCUUUGCUGUGGCAUGUUAUGAGAGGUAGUUCCUCCAGGCUUCACUCAAGAGCUGAAAAGGUGUUGCAGUUUUUGAUGGAUAAGUCCAUUGUUAGUAUCAGAAAUGAAUAUCCUCAAGGUAUGGAAGCUUUUCUUGAGGUUGUAACUGGUAUUCUUCAUAGAUUAUGCAGUGAGCUUGAUCAUAAAGAAUUGAAAGUGGUUUAUGAUUGUUUAUUUAGAGAAAUAUCUGGAUGCAUCAGUGACGGUUGCUUUGUGCACCUAAAUCACAUAUUGGGGCUUCUUACAUUUACUAUACACAAUAGCAAUAACAGCAGAGUUUUCGAUAACCAAAAGAUGUUUGAACUCAUUAAAUUGCUUAUACAAGCCUACAUCACUCCUGCUGAUUGUUCGAAGUCAGAAGAUAUAUCUUCUGAAGUUCACGAUAGAAUUUUGCAAUUAAUGAUUUGCCUUCUAGAUGUUCCUCUCACGUCUGAUGAGUUGUCAAGCAUCUCACUGUUAUAUGCUCCUGCAUUUAAGUUGAGAAGCUCAAGUUUGUUUGACUUUAUUAAAGGUGUUCUUCUAAAGGAUCCUCACAUUGCACAUGUCUUCAGAAGUCAUAUAAUAAGUGCUAUGGAUGAUUCAAUUGAAGAUUCUUCCAAUGAAGUUCUCUUUUUGAUGUUGACAUUCCUUGAAAGACAAAGUAAGCAGCUACAUUUUGAUAUCCUAGAUGGAGUACCAGUAGAUAAGGAGCAGAAAAUAUGCAUGUUCUUUAAUAAGACAAUCGUUUAUUGGACCAACUUAAUAAGUGAUGUGGCAACAAGUGGCAAUCAAUUAGAGAAGCAAAUUAGUGAGUCUGAAGUAGCUAUCUUAUGGGGAGUCCUUAGAUGCUACCCUCAUUUUCAAGAGCUACCAGAUAAUUUAGCAUUGAUAAAAGAUUUAAUUGCCACCCUUGAUCAGCUUCUGGAACUUGAAGCAGACCAGCUUGCAACUCUUCCAAAGUCCACUUGGCAGAGUUUACUUGGUGCUGCAUUAAGUUCAUAUCAUAAAUUGUUGCCAAUUAAGCAGCUCAGACAUUCAGAAACAAGUGAUUUUUUGCGUCUUGCUAAGAGACACAAGACAUCCCCGCAAGUAUUGUCUGCUGUGGCUGAAUUUUUGGAUUCUGUGUUCUGUGAUAAAUCCAUGGAUGAAGAUUCUGCUCAAGAUGUAUUACCAGAGUUUGAUGUUCAGGAAACUGUGGCUUCAGUUUGUGCAUUUGCCGAUAAUUUGGGCCUUCCACAUAAAGCAAUUCGUAUUUCCACUUUGAAAAUAUUGUCCCAUUAUGCACCACUAGAUCGACAGCUGCCUACAAGUGAUGAGCGUCCUCAUAAAAAGUUAAAAACAGACAAAUCUGGCUCAGCUAAUGAAGAUACGCAAUGUCCUAAUGUUAUUGAGCUCCUCCUUUUGGCUGAAACAACUCCUAUUUCAGUCUCAACAAGUCGGAAAAUUACUAUCCUGAUAUCCAGAAUACAGAUGGGUCUUUCUUCAGCAACGGUCAAUGAUGGCUACAUACCUCUUCUCUUAUAUGGGAUUAUCGGCAUCUUACAUAAUCGCUUUGGUCUUUUAUGGGAGCCUGCAUUAGAGUGCCUGACCAUUCUGAUAGGCAGAUAUAAGGAGCUGGUUUGGAAUAUAUUUAUUCAGUAUCUUGGCAAUUAUCAAUCAAAAUUUCUAUCCUCCAGCGAUCAGUUGAUGAAAGUGAAUUUAGAAAGUCCUCAACCAAUUGAUUUGGGUGGUUGCUUUAACAGGUUCCUAUAUCCUGAUUCUGAUAGCACGCCAUGCAUGACCAUAACGACUCUAUUGCUUCAAUCACUUCAAAAAAUUCCGGACAUUGCAGAAUCUCGGUCUCGACAACUUAUACCUUUAUUCUUGAAAUUUAUGGGUUAUGAUGAUGAGAAUAUCUUAAGUGUUGAGUCAUUCAACUGGCAUAAAUGUAAAGGAAAAGCGUGGAAGUUAAUUCUCAAAGAAUGGCUGAACUUGUUGAGAUUAAUGCGCAAUGCUCGAUCUUUAUAUCGAAGCCUGGUUCUGAAGGAAGUGUUGAUGAAAAGGCUUUUGGAUGACAUUGAUCCUGAUGUACAGUUGAAAGUUCUUGAUUGCUUAUUGAACUGGAAGGAUGAUUUUCUGACUCCGUAUGAUCAGCAUUUAAAAAAUCUUAUCAAUUCCAAAAACCUCCGAGAGGAGCUCACAACAUGGGCUCUUUCGAAAGAGUCCCAACAUAUUCAGGAAGGACAUAGGGGGCAUUUGAUUCCCUUAAUUAUCCGGUUACUAACACCAAAAGUUAGGAAUCUUAAAGCAUUGGGCUUGCGUAAGCAUACAGGUUUAAAUCACCGUAGGGCUGUCCUUUAUUUUUUGGCGCAACUUGAUGUCGAUGAACUUCAGCUAUUUUUCUCUUUACUACUAAAGCCCUUGCUUGCUGAUACAAUGGAAGUUCUUGAAGACCAGCCUGACAGGUCAUCUGAAAAGUUCACAGAUGGAUUUCAUUCAUCCGUUUUUCCAAAAUUUUCAACAUUGGUUACUGUAUCCAAUCUCUCAUGGAAGAAGAGAACUGGGUUUCUGCAUGUAGUUGAAGAUAUUCUGAAAACCUUUGAUGAAUUUCGUGUUAAGCCAUUUCUUAAUCCAUUGAUGAUGAUUGUUGUUCAAAUACUGGAAAACUGCAUGUUGAACAUUAUGGGCGACAAUGGUAAGAGAGGUGGUUCUCUUGGAGAUAAUUCUGCUGGUGACUCAGAGGUCCAUGAGACAAGUACUUUGGUGCCAGAUCCUCUUAUGAUGAAUACCUCUAUCAAACAGUUCAAGGACUUGCGGUCCUUGUGCCUGAAAAUUAUUUCUUUUGCACUUGGUAGAUAUGAGUUUCAUGACUUUGGUUCAGACUUCUGGGACAUUUUUUUUGUUUCUGUGAAGCCUCUUAUUGACAGCUUCAAGCAGGAGGGUUCCAGUAGUGAAAAACCAAGUUCACUUUUUUUAUGUUUUAUUGCAAUGAGCCGAAGCCCCAUGCUAGUCUUGCUAUUAAUUAGGGAGGCAAAUCUUGUCCCAACAAUUUUUUCCAUUUUAACAGUGAAGACUGCAUCUGACGCCAUCAUAUCUUCUGUACUGAAUUUCAUCGAGAAUCUGUUGAACUUGGACAGUGAUUUGGACCAUCAAGAGGACAAUUCAGUAAAAAGUGUUUUGGUACCUCAUCUUGAGAUACUCAUUCAUAGUUUAUAUGAGCUUUUUCAGUCCCGCAAAGAUUCUCACAGGAAGUCUACAGUAUGUCCUGGAAAGACAGAAUUGAGGAUAUUCAAACUUUUGGUGAAAUACAUCAAUGAUGCUGCAGCAUCAGGGUUCAUAGGCAUAUUGCUCCCAUUUUUCAAAAAGAGAGAUAUAAGUACUGAUGAGUGUAUGGAAGGUUUGCACGUUAUCAAAGCAGUCCUGCCAGUUUUAGAUUAUGAAACAUCAGGGAAGAUUCUGAAAGCAAUUAACCCGUUGCUUGUUUCUGCUGGAUUGGAUCUCCGCUUGUGCAUCUGUGAUGUUCUUGAUGGCCUUGCAAUGAUCAAUCCUUCAUUAGCCUUUCUGGCUACGCUUCUACAUGAGUUGAAUGCAGUUUCUUCCUCGGAAAUUGGUGAGCUCGAUUACGAUAAAAGAAUUGGUGCUUAUGAUACAAUAAGGCCAGAGUUAUUCACUCAACUCAGAGAGGAGCAUGCAUUAGCUGUAUUAUCUCACUGUAUAUAUGACAUGUCAUCUGACGAAUUGAUCUUUCGGCAAAGUGCAUCUAGAGCACUGCUCUCAUUUAUACAUUUUGCUGGAUCAAUUGUAAAUGGGGAAACAAGUGAUUGUCGAGAAUUGCACGUGCAUGAUGGAGCACAAGAAGAUGCAACAGAUCAAACUGUGGAAAAAAAUAAUACUAGUUCUACUUGGACGAAGGCCUGUGUUCAGCAGAUUGUGAAAAAAACUUUACUGCAGAAUAUGGGAGAAGCUAUGAGCAAGGAUAUUUCCAUCCAGAAAGAAUGGAUUGCUCUACUACGGGAAAUGGUUUAUAAUCUUCGAGGUAUUCCUUCCUUGAAUACAUUUAGACCUCUGUGUAGUGAGGAUCCUGAAGUAGAUUUCUUCAACAAUAUUCUUCACUUGCAGAUUCAUAGAAGAAGAAGGGCAUUGUCACGUUUCAGAAAUGUCAUCAGUGCUGGAAAGUUGGCAGAGAAUGUGACUGCGAAAAUCUUUCUUCCAUUGUUUUUCAAUAUGUUGUUUGAUGUCAAAGAUGGAAAGGGAGAGGAUCUAAGGAAUGCAUGCUUGGAGACACUUGCUUCCAUGUCAGGUCAAAUGGAUUGGGAAACCUAUCGCACCUUUUUGAUGAGAUGCUUCCGUGAAAUGACCCUUAAGCCAGAUAAACAAAAGAUCCUGUUACGGUUAAUAUGUGCCGUAUUGGACAUGUUUCAUUUUACCAGUGUGAAUUCUAGACAGGUGAUAGAUGGAGUUGAACUCUGUGCUUCGGGUGACACUGAAAGGAAUGUAGGAAUUGCAUCUCCUGCUAGUUCCUCGGAAUCAAAUGUUCCUUCUGAUAUAGCAGUCUAUUUGCAAAAGAAAUUCCUUCCACAGGUUCUGAAAUUGCUGACAUCAGAAUCAGAAAAAGUCAAUGUCAACGUUAGUCUUGCUGCCAUCAAAUUGCUGAAGUUGCUACCGGUGGAGACUCUGGAAUCACAACUUUCAAGCAUCAUUCAUCACACUUGUAACUUUCUAAAGAAUCGUUUAGAAAGCCUACGUGAUGAAGCAAGGGCUGCUUUGGCUGCAUGUGCAAGGGAACUGGGGCUGGAAUACUUGCACUUCCUUGUCAAGGUUUUGCAAGCAAUACUAAAGAGGGGGUAUGAAUUGCAUGUUUUGGGAUAUACCCUCAAUUUCAUAUUAUCUAAAACUCUUGUACAUCCUACCAUUGGGAAGCUUGAUUACUGUUUGGAAGAGUUGCUUUUGGUUGCUGAGAAUGACAUUCUGGGUGAUGUUGCUGAGGAGAAAGAAGUUGAAAAAUUUGCUUCGAAAAUGAAGGAAACGAGGAAGAAUAAGUCGUUUGAUACUCUAAAGUUGAUUUCUCAGAGCAUUACUUUCAGAACACAUGCCUCGAAAUUGCUUUCCCCAAUUAAUGCGCAUCUUCAGAAACAACUCACACCAAAGACGAAGGGGAAGCUUGAGAUGAUGUUACAUCAUAUAGCUUUAGGAAUUGAACACAAUCCUUCUGUGGAAUUGUCGGAACUAUUUAUUUUUGUGUAUGGGCUGAUUGAAGAUAGCAUUACAGAAGAGGGUGGUCAUGGCAAAGAGAUAUCCAUGAAUGCGACUAGCAACAAACCUUUGCAUGAAAUGCUCAACAAAAAAAACACUUUAAACUCUGGUGAUCAUGGACUACAAAAUUCUCACCUUAUUGCCGAAUUCGCCCUUGGUGUAUUGCAUAAUCGUUUGAAGAAUAUCAAGUUGGACAAGAAAGAUGAGCAGUUGUUAUCAAUGUUAGAUCCCUUCAUAAAACUUUUAGGAACCUGUCUGAAUUCCAAGUAUGAAAAAGUUCUAUCAGCUGCUUUCAGAUGCCUUGCGCCAUUGAUAAGGCUACCCUUGCCAUCCCUUGAAGCCCAUGCUGAUAAAAUUAAAAUUUUGCUUUUAGAUAUUGCCCAAAAAUCGGGAAAUGCUAACAGUUCAUUGGUUCAAUCCUGUCUGAAGCUUCUCACAGUGCUACUUCGAAGCACCAAAAUUUCACUUUCAAAUGAUCAACUCCACAUGCUUAUUCAAUUUCCCCUUUUUAUUGAUCUUCAAACUAAUCCUUCACCCAUUGCCCUUUCUCUUCUAAAGUCAAUAGUUGGUCGAAAGUUGGUUGUCCAUGAAAUAUAUGACAUUGCCGUGCGAGUUGCAGAAGUAAUGGUAACAAGCCAGUCAGAACCAAUUCGCAAGAAAUGCAGCCAAAUUCUAUUGCAAUUUCUGCUGGAUUAUCGUCUUUCUGAUAAGCGCUUGCAACAGCAUAUGGACUUCUUACUCACAAAUUUGAGUUACGAGCAUUCAUCUGGAAGAGAAGCUGUGCUUGAAAUGCUCCAUGCUAUCCUAGUCAAAUUUCCCAAAAGUGUUGUUGAUAGUCAGGCACAAACAUUUUUCCUCCAUUUAGUAGUUGCUUUAGCCAAUGACCGUGAUCAAAAAGUUCAGUCCAUGGUUGCUACCGUGAUAAAAGUAUUGAUAGGUCGCACCAGUCGUCAUGCACUGCAUUCCAUUCUAGACUACAGUCUUUCAUGGUAUUUGAGUGAAAAAAAGCAUCUAUGGAGUGCUGCAGCUCAGGUUCUUGGUUUAUUGGUUGAAGUUUUAAGAAAAGACUUCCAUAGACACAUAAGUAGUAUCCUCCAAGUCACUAAAGGCAUUUUCAAAUCUUCCAUGCAUGCUGUUAACAAAGAAUUUGACUUUGCAAAUGAUCCUUCAAUUCCAUUCUGGAAGGAGGCUUACUACUCGCUUGUUAUGCUGGAGAAGAUGCUUCUCCAGUUCCCGGAGCUGUAUUUUGACAAGAACCUUGAGGAGUUGUGGGGAUGGAUUUGUAAACUUUUGCUACAUCCACAUGUAUGGUUGCGGAAUAUUUCCAACCGCCUUGUAGCCUUGUAUUUUGCUGCUGUUUCUGACCCUGGCAGAACUGAUAUUGAGAAGUUGAACAUUGGAACUCUGUUUCUUGUAAAGCCAAGCAAACUUUUUGCGGUUGCUGCUUCACUCUUGAAUCAGCUCAAGCUGCAGCUGGAUGAUGAUGCAGCAUGCAAUCUCAUAACUCAGAAUCUUGUAUUUUCAGUUUGUGGUUUGCACUCUUUUGCUAAACAGAGAAAUAGUUUGACUCUGCAUGAGUUUUGGUGUACUCUUGAUUCUUGUGAACAAGGAUCAUACCUUGAAGCUUUUGAGUUGCUUGGUUCAAGAAAAAUAAAGAAUGCUUUCCUACUUUCCACCAGCAAUACAAGUCAAUCUUCUGCAGAAAGGGAACUAGCUCAUGAAGAUGAUGCUGAAAACUUUCAAUCAUUGCUAGUUGCACCCCUGCUCAAGAGGAUGGGAAAAGUUGCAAUGCAGAAAGAAGAUAUCCAGAUGAAGAUAAUCUUCAAUUGCUUCAGAAUGAUCUCAUCUCAGAUAGGUUCUGAAGGCUGCAAUGCUUAUGCUAUUCACAUGUUGGUUCCAUUAUAUAAAGUUUGUGAAGGAUUUGCUGGGAAGGUCAUUGGUGAUGAAAUUAAGCAACUGGCAUUGGAGGUUCGUGACAGCAUAAGGGAUGUUCUCGGGGUGGAUGAAUUUGUGCGAGUUUACAACCUGAUACGGAAGAACCUCAAGGGAAAGAGGGAGAAGAGAAAACAAGAGCAGAAACUCGUUGCUGUUAUCAAUCCUAUGCGCCACGCCAAGAGGAAGCUGCGGAUUGCAGCCAAACAUCGAGCCCAUAAGAAGAGGAAGAUAUUGGCAAUGAAAAUGGGGACAUGGCGAAGGUAACAAAUGCUCCAGCAAGCAAACGACAGGUAGGAAGAUACGAAGAGUGUACAGUGGCGACGCUUUUGUAUAUAUAUAUUUUUUAAUUUAUAAUUUCGAGCUGGGUCUUGAAGAAAUAGGCUGGGAAUAGUUUUUAAGGUGUCAAUAACUGACAUUUAGUUCUGAACUUUUGAUCGAGCCACAUUCCCUACCGGCAGUGUUGUAAUGAGUCUGGGGAUAUUUAUUUACUUGUGGAUGUCCUGACCUGUUUUCACAGCGAUUCAGCCCAUUGUGUGCUAUACUCCCUCGAGUGACAAAAUAUGAUGCAUAACAACGGAUUCUGGUUA
Molecule: messenger RNA, 8872 nt
Organism: Elaeis guineensis (African oil palm)
Lineage: Eukaryota; Viridiplantae; Streptophyta; Magnoliopsida; Arecales; Arecaceae
Cellular component (GO): small-subunit processome; nucleolus; 90S preribosome
Source: RefSeq, a predicted model, not a curated record